AUGAAAGUCGAGGGCAGAACAUUCAUCAUCUCAGGCGGGACUUCUGGUCUUGGAAGGGGAGCAGCUCAGCUGCUGACUCAUGGGGACGCCUACGUCGUUCUCUUCGAUCUCGCAGAUGAUAACAACGUUGUGGGCCAGCUGCCUGCGGGUCGAGCCAAGUUCUUCCAGGUGGAUGUGACUUCGACGAGUGAUAUCCAGAAAGCCACUGAUGGCACUAUUGAAUGGACGAAGGAGACUGGCGCGCCGUUGGGUGGUGUUAUUGCCUGUGCUGGAAUCGCAGCUCCUGCGAAGAUAAUCAAUUCCUCCUAUGAACCUGCCGACAUCGACACCAUCCAGACUGUCAUCAACGUUAAUGUGAUCGGGACAAUCGACCUGAUCCGUCUCGCUGUGCCGCAUCUCGCACGCGUUGCUCCCUCCACGGACUCCGAGAAUGAAGAAGAGCGUGGAGUCGUCAUCAUGGUCUCCUCUUCGUCCGCCUACGACGGCCAGCCGGGCCAGGUCGCCUACGCUGCAUCCAAGGGGGCGAUCCGAUCUCUCACCCUCCCUCUGGCGCGCGACCUGAGUCGCUACGGUAUCCGCGCGGUGUCCAUCGCGCCUAAUAUCUUCGACACGGGAAUGACGGCCAUGAUGCCGGAGAAGCUGUAUAAUAGUUUGAAGAAGACGCUGGAGUGGCCGGCCAGGCCUGGGAGGCCAGAGGAAUUCGGUCAGCUGGUGUUGGAUAUCUGUCGGAAUCCUAUGCUGAAUGGUGACUGUAUCCGGCUUGACGGUGCUAGUCGGUUGGCGUCGAGGAUUUGA
Molecule: messenger RNA, 795 nt
Organism: Monascus purpureus
Lineage: Eukaryota; Fungi; Ascomycota; Eurotiomycetes; Eurotiales; Aspergillaceae
Source: the annotation of a GenBank genome assembly